Messenger RNA from Blastomyces dermatitidis ER-3, 724 nucleotides. RefSeq lists its product as uncharacterized. The transcript has 2 exons. Lineage: Eukaryota; Fungi; Ascomycota; Eurotiomycetes; Onygenales; Ajellomycetaceae. The record is from RefSeq and is a predicted model, not a curated record. Bases 410 to 685 code for a protein of 91 amino acids.
AUGGCGAGGAGAGCGGAGGUGUCACUUAGGAGCGAUGAGGUGGGGGAAACAUGCGAGCAGAUGAGGGCGGAGGAGUGAGAAGAAGAAAUGGUCGAGGACGGGAGAGCAAAAGAGGCCUGGAGUGGGUCUAGAGUAACAGACUCGGUGGGGGAACCAGAUGACGUCGAGCCGGGAUGGAGCGUAGGCCCGACAUCCUGCUUGAUGCUAGCAUCGAUGAUGCUGUGAUCCUCAAAUUGUAGACCGGCAGGGUCGUGAGCAGCAGAGGCGCUGUGGGAUGCUAGAUGUGAAGAGAUCGAGAUGUGGGCGGAUGGAGUAGACAUUGUCCAGCUCGUUGUCCGGCAUAGUUGAGGUGGAAAAACAAAAAAAGAAGUAGAGUGAGUUUGUUCCGAUUUCUUAGCUGAGGGCACCUAUGACGGUCCCCAAGGUGGGGGAAAUUAGAGUUAACUGGGUCCAGUCACGGCGCCGUGAGACUGCCCACGUUGUGCCAGCUUCAGCUAGCAGAGAACGAGAGGCUGCUUCUGAAUCCGCCGCAACGUUGAUUGUAACUGAUGAAACCUGCAGAUCGGUCGAUGCCAGAGAAGGUGGAGUAACUGCUGGGCAGGUAUGGAUGUCGUUAAACGUUGUUGGACGUACGACGGCUGGGGACCGCCGCAGCCCCUAUCAAUCAGCCGGAAGGCCCCUAUAAGAGCUCUUAUCAAUCUGGCGAACACCAACGACUUUUCAU